This is a messenger RNA of Cebus imitator (Panamanian white-faced capuchin), 1036 nucleotides long. Its product is annotated as ropporin-1B-like. The record is from RefSeq and is a predicted model, not a curated record. The transcript has 6 exons. Bases 257 to 889 code for a protein of 210 amino acids. NCBI's taxonomy places the organism in Eukaryota, Metazoa, Chordata, Mammalia, Primates, Cebidae.
CCCCCGGAGACCUGGCAGCUGAGCCCCUGCAGGGGCUGCCAGGAGAAGGCGGAGCGAUCAGGGUCCUAAAGCUAACGGCGGUAGGGUCCCGCCACUGCUGCCUCCCCGGCUGCUAUUGCCCUCCCCGCCUAGCUUCUACUGGUCUCCUUCUGCCAAGGGUGGUAGGCACUGGGUCUCUCCCCACAUCUCUCCCUUGAGGCCAGGCGCCAGGUGUCGCCUGAAGCCAGACAGCCGGUUUGGGAGCGAGCCUGAGAAAAUGGCCCAAACAGAUGAGCAAAGAUGCAUCCCGCCGGAGCUGCCGGAAAUGCUGAAGAAGUUUGCCAGAGCCGCCAUCCUGGCGCAGCCGCAGGACCUCCUCCAGUUUGGGGUCGAUUAUUUUGAGGCCGUGUGCCGUGGAGAGAGUUCUCCGGUGAGAGAGCAGUCUGAGCAAGUCAGUUUGUGUAACUGGGCAGAAUUAACACCUGAGCUGUUAAAGACCCUGCAUUCUCGGGUUACCAGCAGACUGAUCAUCCGUGCAGAUGAGCUGGCCCAGAUGUGGAAGGCACUGAAUCUUCCAACAGAUCUGUUUAAUAGUGUGAUGAACGUGGGUCGCUUCACGGAGGAGAUUGAGUGGCUCAAAUUUUUAGCCCUCGCUUCCAGUGCUCUGGGAGUUACUAUCACCAAAACUCUCAAGAUAGUGUGUGAGGUCUUAUGUGACCAUGAUGGUGGGCCACCCCGGAUACCUUUCAGCAUGUUCCAAUUUCUCUACACGUAUAUUGCCAAAGUGGAUAGGGAGAUCUCUGCAUCACAUGUCAGCCAGAUGCUAAGCUACAUUGAGCAGGAAGUAAUUGGUCCUGAUGGUAUAAUCACAGUGAAUGACUUUACCCAAAACCCCAGGGUUUGGCUGUAGUAAAAGCACAAUUUUGGCAAUUUUAAGGGAAGAUACAGAGAUGACUGUACUUCAGAAUGACUGAAACCCAUAUACCCUCCAAAAUCAAUUUUCUUGUACAACUGGUACACACUAAUAAACAAUUAAAGAAACAUAUGAAGUCAGAAA